This is a messenger RNA of Dictyostelium purpureum, 1134 nucleotides long. RefSeq lists its product as uncharacterized. Gene Ontology annotation, molecular function: ATP hydrolysis activity; GTP binding; ATP binding. The record is from RefSeq and is a predicted model, not a curated record. The coding region runs from base 1 to 1134 and encodes 377 amino acids. Gene Ontology annotation, cellular component: cytoplasm. NCBI's taxonomy places the organism in Eukaryota, Evosea, Eumycetozoa, Dictyosteliales, Dictyosteliaceae. The transcript is spliced from 2 exons.
AUGAAGGCUUCACAUUUUAUUAAGACUAGAGGUAGUUGCAAGUCAGUUGGUAUUGUAGGCUUACCAAAUAUUGGUAAAUCAACACUAUUCAAUGCCUUAACUAGUUCAAAUGCUGCUAUGGCUGCUAAUUUCCCAUUUUGUACUAUUGAUCCAAAUGUUGGUAAAGUUUUUGUUCCAGAUGAAAGAUUGGAUUUAAUUUCAGACUUAUUAAAAACUAAAAGUAAAGUUGGUACACAAUUAGAGUUUGUAGAUAUUGCAGGUUUGGUUAAAGGUGCAUCAGAUGGUGAAGGUUUAGGUAACAAAUUUUUAGGUAAUAUUAGACAGGUAUCAUUAAUAGUUCAUUUGGUACGUUGCUUUGAGGAUAAAGAUAUCACUCACGUAUCAGAUCAAAUUGACCCAGUUAGAGAUAUUGAAACUAUAGAAACCGAAUUAAUUUUAGCAGAUUUACAAUCAUUAGAAAAGGUUUUAUCAGAGAAAAAAAAACAAAGUAAUCCAGAGAUUCAAUUGAAACACGAAAUUGCCAAAAGAGUUUCAGAGGCACUUUCAUCUGGUAUUCCAGCUAGAGAUGUUGAAAUCAGUGAAAAUGAAUGGCCAACUUUCCAAGCACUCCAUUUAUUAACCUCAAAACCAACAAUAUACACUUGCAACGUCCCAGAAAGUGAUGCUUCAGCUGGUAAUAAAUAUACCGAAAUGGUAAAAGAGUUUUCAAGUAAAAGAGGUUUAGAAAUUGAUCCAGUUGUUGUUUCCGCUAAAAUAGAAGCAGAGUUAGCAAAUUUGGAAAGUGAGGAAAUGAAAAAAGAAUUUUUACAAUUAUACGAUCUUUCAAGCAAUGGUCUUUCAAAGGUUAUUAAUGGUGCAUACAAAUUAUUAGGUUUACAAUCAUAUUACACUGCAUCUGAAAAUGAAUGCAGAGCCUGGACUAUCCCAGUUGGAACUAAAGCUCGUCAAGCUGCUGGUGUAAUUCAUACAGAUUUUGAAAAAGGUUUUAUUAAAGCUGAUACCAUUGCCUACGUUGAUUUCGUCGAUUGCAAAGGUGACGAAAAAUCAGCCAAAGACAGAGGAAAGCAAAGAUCCGAAGGUCCUAACUAUGUAGUAAAUGAUGGCGAUGUUAUGUUUUUCAAAUUUUCAGGUUAA